AACGCAGUGUGUUCUCCCCUCCCCCGCAUUAAGUAAUUUAACUAAAAACUCCCGUAUUUUGUAAAUAGAACAAAGGUUAAACACAAACAGUAUAAAACUCGUGGACCUGGAUUUAGAUCGGGCUUUGAGGAGUCUCGAGGGAGACCAAGGGAUUUAAGGACCUUUCCGAUCGCGGCUCUUUCUUCCGCCGAGGCCGGAGCUACCCCGGGAGAGUCGCAGCCGCAGUCAUGUCGGCUGCCAUCGCCGCCCUGGCAGCGUCCUACGGGUCGGGCUCGGGAUCCGAGUCCGACUCCGACAACGAGAGUGGCCGCUGUUCCCUGCCAGCAGCCGACUCCCUUAUCCAUCUGACGAAGGCGCCCUCGGCCAAGCUCUCUCUAGUGGGGACUGUGGACGCGGCGCCGGAGGUGGCGGUUAAGGAAGAUGUGGAGACUGGAGUACACCUUGACCCUGCCAUUAAGGAAGUCCAAUACAAUCCUUCCUAUGAGACCAUGUUUGCUCCUGAGUUUGGACCAGAAAAUCCCUUUAGGACUCAACAGAUGGCUGCCCCUAGGAAUAUGCUUUCUGGAUAUGCAGAACCAACUCAUAUCAAUGACUUCAUGUUUGAACAGCAGAGGCGCACUUUUGCAACCUAUGGCUAUGCAUUGGAUCCUUCAUUAGAUAAUCAUCAAGUUUCUACUAAAUAUAUUGGCUCUGUAGAAGAAGCUGAAAAAAAUCAAGGUUUAACGGUAUUUGAAACUGGACAGAAAAAAACAGAAAAGAGAAAAAAGUUCAAAGAAAAUGAUGCAUCAAAUAUUGAUGGUUUCUUAGGACCUUGGGCAAAAUACGUAGAUGAAAAAGAAGUGGCUAAACCUUCCGAAGAAGAACAGAAAGAGUUAGAUGAAAUCACAGCAAAGAGGCAAAAGAAAGGCAAACAUGAAGACGACAAACCUGGGGAAGAAAAGACCAUUUUACAUGUCAAAGAAAUGUAUGACUAUCAAGGCAGGUCUUAUCUUCAUGUUCCUCAAGAUGUUGGUGUUAAUCUCCGUUCGACAGUACCACCUGAGAAAUGUUAUCUUCCUAAAAAACAAAUUCAUGUUUGGUCUGGACACACAAAGGGUGUCAGUGCCGUCAGGCUAUUUCCUCUUUCUGGCCAUUUGUUACUGUCUUGUUCCAUGGACUGCAAAAUUAAGCUUUGGGAAGUUUAUGGAGAUCGGCGCUGUUUAAGAACAUUUGUUGGUCACAGUAAAGCUGUUAGAGAUAUCUGUUUUAAUGGUGUAGGAACUCAGUUCCUCAGUGCAGCAUAUGACAGGUAUCUCAAGCUAUGGGACACUGAGACAGGUCAGUGUAUAUCAAGAUUUACAAACCGGAAAGUUCCUUAUUGUGUCAAGUUCAAUCCUGAUGAAGAUAAACAAAAUCUUUUUGUGGCUGGCAUGUCAGAUAAGAAGAUUGUACAAUGGGACAUCAGAAGUGGGGAGAUUGUACAAGAAUAUGAUAGGCAUUUGGGAGCUGUCAAUACCAUUGUGUUUGUGGAUGAGAAUAGGCGGUUUGUGAGCACUUCUGACGACAAGAGCUUACGCGUUUGGGAAUGGGACAUUCCUGUAGAUUUUAAAUAUAUAGCAGAACCCAGUAUGCAUUCAAUGCCUGCAGUGACUUUAUCUCCAAAUGGGAAGUGGCUAGCAUGUCAAUCCAUGGACAAUCAGAUUUUAAUUUUUGGAGCACAGAACCGAUUUAGAUUGAAUAAGAAAAAAAUAUUUAAAGGGCACAUGGUGGCAGGAUAUGCUUGUCAGGUGGACUUUUCCCCAGAUAUGAGCUACGUGAUAUCAGGAGAUGGAAAUGGAAAAUUAAAUAUUUGGGACUGGAAGACUACAAAACUCUACAGUCGAUUUAAAGCUCAUGAUAAAGUAUGCAUAGGUGCUGUGUGGCACCCACAUGAAACAUCUAAAGUUAUCACUUGUGGCUGGGAUGGUCUUAUUAAAUUAUGGGAUUAAUCCUCAAACUUUCAUUAGGGUCUUUUUGAUUUGAUGACAUAUUUAACUAUUUGAUUAUUAAAUGUGUUGGGUGACAAUUUCUGUUUGACAGAUAUGUGCUCUUUACACAGACUUCUGACUCAAUACAAAUAUACAAUUCAUUUUGUAAUUUUGAUUUAUGUUCUUUCUAGAUGUCAUUCUGGUCUUUAUAGAUGUGACCAAAAUAAGCAAUGCCUAUUGACAUCCCUUUCUUUCCAAUUACUAAGGGUUACUAUCAUUUAUAAAUUGUGAGAACUUUUUGAUCCUUAUGUUUUUUUGCUAUCUCCUUACUGUUCAUGGAAUCCACCGAUCUUCCCCAUUGGAUUUUGUGAUUCCUAACAGUUGAAGUAGUAAAUGAACAUUUAAUUCUAAGGGAACAAAUACAUAGGUUUUCAACAAAGCAGAAAUAAAGACCUCAGUGAUCGUUUCAUUGUACAUAAAUCUAGAGGAAGAAAAAGCUAUUGGAUAAACAGCUUUUCUUCUCUGAUAUGCUUUUCUACAUACCAAGUUCCAAUAAGUCGCAUCUUGUGAAUUCUGUUGUUUCUCCAUGGCAUCCUCUUUCUUUAUUUAUUUCUUUUGGUUUUUUUUUUUUAAUCUCUUCAGUUGCAAGUCAUCAUUUUCUUUUGGCUACACCUUAAUUAAUAUGGACAGUUAAGAAAUAAAGAAUAGACCAAAGUCCUUCUUCAUCUUCCCGAUGCAGGCAGAUCAAUGCCCUUUAAUCACAAAAUUAGAUUAUUUCUAAAUAGUAACUCAUGUAGAGGGCAAAUUGGGUCUGCAUUAUUGUGUUGGGAAAUACACAAAAUAUGCAAUUAUUUUUUCAGGAACAUAACUCUUGAUCAACACAUAAAUCAUCUGAAAACAUAUCUUUUGAAGGGACAAGCUAAUAGCACUUUAAUUUUGAUAAGCCAUUUCCUUUUGUUAUUUUCUAGGAAGCUACUUUUUCAUGUUUUAAAAGUAUUUUGUUGUAAACUGAUAUAAUUAAAAAGGUACCAUGUCGGAAAAGACUAGGGAGACUGCCUGAUCAGGUGGGGUGGCUACCUAGGGUGCUGAGCUGAAGACCAUUGGAAAACUAAGUGUUGACAACCCUGAAAGCAUUAAGUGCUUGGUAAUAUACUUCCUAGACCAUUUUUUGUUAAACACAUAUACAUUAUCAUUACGUAACUUGUACAAAUGUGUGAUUUUUGUCCUCAUAGAAAUUUCAUUUUUAAAGAACAUGGCACCUCUGGGCCAACAACACAUAGAAAGAUGUUUUGGUGUCCCCUGUUGCUAAAAGCAAAACUUAAAAGAAAAGAAUAACAGAAAGAGAAGAGGUUCUUUGUUGUGUAUUGCUCACUCAAAGAAAUAGACUAUCUGGACUACAGAUAGACUACAUCUGCCAGGCAGAGGUGGUUGUCUUAAUUUUCCAAAUGGGAAGUAUGUAGGCAAGUUCUUAAGCUGAACUUUAGUCUGAAUGUAAGCUAUUAACAAAUGUGAAUUAUUGAUGUGUGAUGAAACAGAAUUAAUCAUAGGUUUAAAACUACAUCUUGUUCAGUAUCAGGAUUGUGUGUGCAACAAAUUGUAUUUUCUAAAAUCUAGAUAGUUGUUGUAUAGUGUUUUUUGACUGUUUCUAGACUAAACUGUACAUAAAAGUUCACUUUUUAAAGAGCCUAUUUUUAAAUAUAUCAUUUUACAGAAAAAUUAUCAUAGUGUUGUAUUUAUCUUUAUUUUCUUUUCAAUUGAACAGGACUAAACUUUAAUCCCAGCUGCAGUGUGAAAUCACACUGUGGGCAAUAUUUUAAAUAUUUUAUUUUGCCAAAAAUUGAUGCUUGAAGAGGGAGGUAUAAUAAAAUUUACCCAUUGAUUUCUAUGAAGGUCGUGACAAACCAUCACAUUUUAUAAGUUGAGGAAGCUCCCUUACUGUGCCAGAUAUAUUUGAGGUUUUAAAUAAUGAUGUUACACUGCUGUUAUUAACAGUAAGUAUUGCUUUAUAAUAAUUAAAAGAUGAGAGGCUGAAAUUUGAGCCCCUUUGGUUAGUUUCAUCACCCUUCAAAUUUUAAAAUUGUAUCUUUUAAUACAAAGUGGGGGAAGUACGAUGGAGUGAAUUGUGCUGCUGUAAGAAUUGGUAGGCCAAGAAGAAAAACAGUCUCUGAAUGGUGAAACUUAAAUUACCCAAAGUAAGAAUAUGAACUAUCUAAAAUACACCCUAAAAUUUAAAAGAUUCUACUAGAGAUUGGGAAAAAACUGAAAAAGAAGUCAUGAAUGAUCAUUUUUGAAUUUAGCCUCUAGGAAAUAAAUUCCUAGACUCAGGAGUUAGUUCCUCUUUAGUAUAUCAAGAUUUAAUAUUUAACAUUACAAAAAUUUUUUUUCAUUGAUCCCAAAAUUAUUUUAAAUUUUAGCAUAUUAUAAUAGAUUAAUAUGCCUUUCCCUCAGCAGUCUUGUGAGGUAAAUGAUGCAACUAAUAUGCAAAGUAUUCAGACAUCUUAUGUGGACAUUUAACUAUAAAAUUGUUAUAAACCAAUCCUCAAAUACAAAGAUUUUUUAGCAUACUAUAUUGUUUAUAUAUAAUAUAUUCCAUACCUAAAAAUUACAAAAUUGUAUUUCUUGGUUGGGGGAAAGAGUCUUAUCAGCCUGCUCUCUUCCCAUUAUUCCAAAACUCAUUUGACUGGCUACUGAUAAAAGUGAAAAUAACAGAAAACUAUAAAAUUAAUCAUAGGCAAAAUAUUUACAAGAAUGCCAGUAAAACUUAGUUUUCAAUGAUCGAUCUUAACUGCAAAACAGAGCCAAAAUGGUAGAGUAGCAGGAAGCAAUAUAGUGACCUCUUCUUUAAACAAAACUAGAAUAUGCACCGGACUAAAUCCCAAAGGGAAAAUCCAAGAAAAAGUUACACUUAAAUCAUUUUUCCAGCCCAGGUCUGCAAAGGGAAAUAAGUCUGUAGAUCUUGGGGAUAGGGUCUAGCCAGGAGAGCGCUCUGCUACUCAGGGAGAGACUGUGUACCAGGGCACCAGAGAAUGAAAGAGCAGGUGCUGACAGCUUUGUUCACUACUUCAUUCUGGAUUACAGAUCCAGAGUGGACUAAGUGAGAACCUGUCCCCUGAUAAGAGUGUUCAGGAGUAGGGAAGAGCUACAAGCCCUAGACUGAGAGGAACAGAAUCAGAAGCAAACACCAGAAAUGUAAUUGACCUGAGGGACAGAAUUAAUUCUCAAUUCCAACUUCUACCUCAAUUUGAAACCUGCAGAAGAAUAAUAAGACCAAGGCAGGAAGCCCAGACCAAAAGGGAAUCUACCUCUGUGCCUCGAAGCCAGAACUAGAAGGCUGCUAGUGAUUGAAUGCAGAAGCAUCUACUGUUGGGUAGACCCACACCUAGGUCAGGAACUUGAAAAGCUAAGACCACGUAGACAAUGAUUAGACUUUGCCCUGGAUCAUACCACUUUGGGAGUGUUGGAUUCUUGUAGGAUGGUUUGAGCUGUCUCCGAGAUCUUAGAAUAAUACAACAUGUAAUAUCCAAAGAUAACAGCAAUAGGACCAGUUCAGACCUUCCCUACAUAAGUAUGCAGAGUCUGGCCUUAAUAUCAAGUUAAAAAGCAAGAAGUAGUCUAGAUGACUAAGAAUGGAAAAAAAAAAACACCCAAAAAGGCUAUUGUGAUGAAGGGGGUGGGAGAAGGGAAGAAUUAUUAAUAAACACUAUGGGCCACAUACUGUGCUAAGAACUUUAUAAAUUUCACUUCAUUUGAUCAGGGAUUCUCAAGACACAAAAAAGAUGAAAAUGAUUCCAAAACAUCUACAAGCAAAACUUCAAAAAACAAACAAACCAUAGCUUGAGCACAAAUUCAACUAUAGUUUCUGAAAUAGAUGAAGCCAAGAGCUUAAUUUUUUUUUUAAUCAAUUAAAUGAGAAUGCUAGCUUCCCUAGGAGGAAUAGAAAAUAAGAGCUAUGGAAGAAACAAUUGGAAAGAAAUUUAGAAGUUGGCACAAGAUAUAUAGAACUUUGCCCAAGGAACAAACUUCCUGAGAACUAGAAUGGACUAAAUUGAAACCAGUCAAUCAGUGAAACAGUAAGGGAUAUGAAAAUAAAGUCAAAAGACUAAAAAAGAAAAAAAUUCAAAACAAACAAUUGAUUUAGAAAACAAAGAAGAAACUUAAGAUACAUUGUGCUAUCUUUUAAGAAAUCUUAAAACUUCUCAUAUUUCUUAGGACCAGAGAAUAAGUUACAAUUAGAAUCCAUUGGUUGCCUGAAAGAAACCCCUAAAAUGAAAACUUCCAGAAAUAAAACCAAAACUCAGGGUUUCUACAUCAAAGUUAAAAAAAAAAAAAAAAA
Molecule: messenger RNA, 6279 nt
Organism: Sarcophilus harrisii (Tasmanian devil)
Lineage: Eukaryota; Metazoa; Chordata; Mammalia; Dasyuromorphia; Dasyuridae
Gene: CDC40
Product: cell division cycle 40
Exons: 15
Coding region: 228-1967 (579 amino acids)
Biological process (GO): mRNA splicing, via spliceosome
Cellular component (GO): catalytic step 2 spliceosome
Molecular function (GO): protein binding; mRNA binding
Source: RefSeq, a predicted model, not a curated record